CCUACAUCGUACCAUCUCUUCUCCCCUCUAUCCUCACGUCAUGUCUGUGUGCGACAUCAAGCUUGGUUCCACCGCCUCUGGUCAGCCCCCAAGCAACGCCUCGCAUUCCCACGAUGGCGCCCCUGCCCACUCCCACUCUCACGAGCACUCGCACAGCGCAGCUCCCGGAGGCGACCACGGACACACCCACGAGAUUAUGGACCACCCAGGCAAGUUCGGCGAGCGCGAUCUCCCAGACUUCUCACGCCGUAACUGGGAAGAGAGGGCCUUCACCGUGGGGCACGGAGGGCCUGUGGGCAGCGGUAAGACGGCAUUGACCCUGGCCAUCUGUAAGAGGUUGAGGGACAAGCUCAACAUUGGAGUCGUCACGAAUGACAUCUUCACUAGGGAAGAUCAAGAGUUCCUGAUCAGAAAUUCGGCAUUGGAUCCGCCUAGCAGGAUUAGGGCUGUUGAAACAGGAGGCUGCCCUCACGCCGCCAUUCGCGAGGACAUCUCAUCGAACCUGGAAGCCCUCGAGCAGCUCCAGGCAGAGUUUGAGACGCAGCUUUUGCUGGUGGAGAGUGGAGGUGAUAACUUGGCUGCCAGCUACAGCAAAGAGCUGGCCGACUUCGAGAUCUACAUCAUUGACGUAGCAGGAGGGGACAAGGUCCCCCGUAAGGGUGGUCCGGGUAUCUCGCAAUCCGACCUUCUCGUGAUCAACAAGAUCGACCUGGCCCCACAUGUCGGCGCCUCGUUGGAAGUGAUGGAGAGGGAUGCAGCCAUCAUGAGAGACGGCGGACCGACGCUCUUCACCAGUGUCAAGAAUGAUCAGGGCAUCGAUGAGGUCGUCGAGCUCAUCCUGGAGGCAAGGAGAAGGGCAGGCGCUGACAAAUCGGGAAAGCCUUUGAGUGCGGUAUCGAAGUAAAGGCUGGAGUGAGAUAAAUCGUCAGAGUGCUAGUCAUACGUCUUCGG
Messenger RNA from Microstroma glucosiphilum, 951 nucleotides. Its product is annotated as urease accessory protein ureG. The record is from RefSeq and is a predicted model, not a curated record. The transcript is spliced from 4 exons. Bases 41 to 904 code for a protein of 287 amino acids. Lineage: Eukaryota; Fungi; Basidiomycota; Exobasidiomycetes; Microstromatales; Microstromataceae. Gene Ontology annotation, molecular function: nickel cation binding; GTPase activity.